AUCAAUUGUUUCAUCUAUAUAGCGCCACCUGGUGGCGAUAUAUAGAUGAUAUUUUUGGCAUUUGGUUGGGGGACAUUGGAACCCUGGAACAGUUUGUUAAUGAUCUCAACAGUGCUACACAGCAUAUAAAGUUCAAACUCACCAUAAGUGAGGAAAGGAUUGAUUUCCUGGAUACCUCAGUGUACAAACAAGAUGGGCUGUUAGCUGUAGAUCUUUUUUAAAAAACAGACAGAUUAUAAUAAUCUACUGCACUAUAAGAGUGCGCAUUCUCCUGCUCUGUUAAAGAGUUUACCCAAAAGCCAAUUUAUGCGAGUAAGACGAAUUGUCUCAGAUGAAAAUUUGGUAAAAGAAAGAUUAUUGGAAAUGGGUGAACACUUUAAACAGAGAGGAUACCCAAGUAACUUAAUUGAACAGGGGAUUAAAGAUGUACUGCAGAUCCCUAGGACAGAAUUACUUAAGGACAAAAUGAGAAAUAAGAAGGAUAAAAGAAUGAUCUUUGUUAAUGAAUAUUCUCCUUGGAGUAACCAAAUACAAAAAGUGUUUAAACAAUUGGGGGCUUAUCCCUGGUGCUUCCGGGUUGCUGAGGCUUCGCUCAGUGUUUUUCCUUUGUGGAGUUGUUGCCGGACUAUUUGGCUCCCGGGCUGGUUCGGCAUUCUCCAGUUCCUGGGAACUUGGACUAUGUCCUUUUACUAGGACUAAUUGACCUGGUCAUGGUUGUCCAGGUUUUCUGAGUGUGGAUGCUCAUUGGGCUUGACUUAUGCCUUGAUGGUCGGUUUCCCUUUGUCGGCUUGCUGUAGUAACCUUAUGGAUGCACUGCUCUGUGGUUUGCAGUUUCUCUGCUGCAGCUAUUGCACAUUGGAUGUGUGUUAGCAAGCUAAUUGUUUUCUUCUGGCACCUUUUCACCCUGAUAUUUCUUCUACUGUUCGUUGUUCCUCGACAGAAUGACUGGGGGAUGAGGAAGGUGGGGGGAGUAUUUAAGUCUUUGCCUCCCCUGGUGGCCUAGUUCUUAUUCCCCAAAAGUAAUGAAUGCGGCUGUGGACUCUUUUCCACGGAAGAAAAUUAAAUUAUCAGGUAAGCAUAAUUUAUGUUAUUUAAGGUGUAACUGUAACACCCUCAGGGCCAACUGUACUAAAUGCUUGUGCUGAAUCAAUAGCACAUAUUUAAUAACCUAAACAGCUGAUCUGUAUCACAUGAAUUGUUAUGUGUGCCUUUAAUUAUAUGAUAUGUACAGUUAAUCAGAACCAUUAUUUAUUAUUAUCUGUCUAAACCAUUUAAUAUACUUUUUAUAGACACGGCCAGAGCACUGAGAGAUAUCAGGUUUUGAUGUUUCUGGAGUGAAUAAGGGAACCUUCUUCCUGAGCACAGACAUUGGAGCCUGUUAUCAGCAUGAACUCAUAUGUGUUAGACAAACACAUGAAUAUUUCAUAUCCAUCCUUCACUACAGGAAGCAUCAGAAUGAUACCACAAACUCCGAAAGUAUUAGACACUAAUGACUAUUCACAAACAUUGGGGAAAUCACAGCAGAUAUUCAAAGAAGAUGGUGAAUUGGCAGGAACUGGGCAGCAAUCAUUAUGUACAGAGAGUAAUUUAGUCAUCAAACAAGAGGACAACAUUGAUGCCUUAUCUAGUGAAAUGAUUAUCCCAGAGGAUAAACCACACACAUUUACUGAGUACUCAAAACAUUUAAAAGAAGGGAAAAGUCUUACGUAUAGCCAAAUGAUUCAUACAAAUAAGAAAACAUUCAAAUGUACAGAAUGUGAGAAAAGCUUCACAUGUAAUUUGCAUCUCCUUGAACACCACACAGUUCACACAGUUCACACAGUUGUGAAACCUCACACGUGUACAGAAUGUGGGAGAUGUUUCACAUCUAAACGAGGCCUUAUGUAUCACAAAAAGACCCACACAGGGGAGAAACCUUUCACAUGUAAUGAGUGUGGGAAAUGUUUCACAUUCAAGGGAAAUCUCAUAUCUCAUGAAAAGACCCACACAGGGGAGAAACCAUUCAUAUGUAUCAAGUGUGGACAAAGUUUCACUCAUAAGAUUAGUCUGAAAACUCAUGAAAUGAGCCACACAGGAGAAAAGCCUUUCACAUGUACAGAGUGUGGAAAAAGUUUUACACUAAAGAGAAGUCUGAAAAUUCAUGAAAGGAGUCACACAGGAGAAAACCCUUUCACGUGUACAGAGUGUGGAAAAGGUUUUACAGUAAAGAGUAAUCUGAAAAGUCAUGAAAGGAUUCACACAGGAGAAAAACCUUUCACAUGUACAGAGUGUGGAAAGGGAUUUAGAGAAAAGAAGAAACUGAACAUUCAUGAAAGGAUUCACACAGGAGAAAAGCCUUUCAUAUGUACAGAGUGCGGAAAAAGGUUUACACAAAAGUAUGAUCUGAAAACUCAUGAAAGGAUUCACACAGGAGAAAAACCUUUCACAUGUACAGAGUGCGGAAAAAGUUUUACACGAAUAGAUAAUCUGAAAGCUCAUGAAAUGAUUCACACAGGAGAAAAGCCUUUCAAAUGUACAGAGUGCGGAAAAAGUUUUACACAAAUAAGUAGUCUGAAAAUUCAUGAAAGGAUUCACACAGGAGAAAAUCCUUUCACAUGUACAGAGUGUGGAAAAGGUUUUACAGUAAAGAGUAAUCUGAAAUAUCAUGAAAGGAGUCACACAGGAGAAAAACCUUUCACAUGUACAGAGUGUGGAAAAAGUUUUACACAAAUAAUUCAUCUGAAAACGCAUGAAAGGAUUCACACAGGAGAAAACCCUUUCACAUGUACAGAGUGUGGAAAAUGUUUUACAGUAAAGAGUCAUCUGAAAUAUCAUGAAAGGAUUCACACAGGUGUGAAACCUCACACGUGUACAGAAUGUGGGAGAUGUUUCACAUCUAAACGAGGCCUUAUGUAUCACAAAAAGACCCACACAGGGGAGAAACCUUUCACAUGUAAUGAGUGUGGGAGAUGUUUCACAUUCAAGGGAAAUCUCAUAUCUCAUGAAAAGACCCACACAGGGGAGAAACCAUUCAUAUGUAUCAAGUGUGGACAAAGUUUCACUCAUAAGAUUAGUCUGAAAACUCAUGAAAUGAGCCACACAGGGGAAAAGCCUUUCACAUGUACAGAGUGUGGAAAAAGUUUUACACUAAAGAGAAGUCUGAAAAUUCAUGAAAGGAGUCACACAGGAGAAAAGCCUUUCACAUGUACAGAGUGUGGAAAAGGUUUUACAAUAAAGAGUAAUCUGAAAAAGCAUGAAAGGAUUCACACAGGAGAAAAACCUUUCACAUGUACAGAGUGUGGAAAGGGAUUUAUAGUAAAGGAGAAACUGAACAUUCAUGAAAGGAUUCACACAGGAGAAAAGCCUUUCACAUGUGCAGAGUGUGGAAAAAGGUUUACAGAAAAGUAUGAUCUGAAAACUCAUGAAAGGAGUCACACAGGAGAAAAACCUUUCACAUGUACAGAGUGUGAAAAAAGUUUUACACGAAUAGUUGAUCUGAAAGCUCAUGAAAGGAUUCACACAGGAGAAAAGCCUUUCACAUGCACAGAGUGUGGGAAAAGUUUUACACUAAAGAGAAGUCUGAAAAUUCAUGAAAGGAGUCACACAGGAGAAAAACCUUUCACAUGUACAGAGUGUGGAAAAGGUUUUACAGUAAAGAGUAAUCUGAAAUAUCAUGAAAGGAUUCACACAGGAGAAAAGCCUUUCACAUGUACAGAGUGUGGAAAAUGGUUUACAGACAAGAAUAGUCUGAAAAUUCAUGAAAGGAGUCACACAGGAGAAAAGCCUUUCACAUGUACAGAGUGUGGAAAAGGUUUUACAGAUAAGAGUCAUCUGAAAUAUCAUGAAAGGAUUCACACAGGAAAAAAGCCUUUCACAUGUACAGAGUGUGGAAAAGGUUUUACAGUAAAGAGUAAUCUGAAAUAUCAUGAAAGGAUUCACACAGGAGAAAAACCUUUCACAUGUACAGAGUGUGGAAAAAGUUUUACAGACAAGAAUAGUCUGAAAAUUCAUGAAAGGAGUCACACAGGAGAAAAGCCUUUCACAUGUACAGAGUGUGGAAAAGGUUUUACACAUGUGAGUAAUCUGAAAAAGCAUGAAAGGAGUCACACAGGAGAAAAACCUUUCACAUGUACAGAGUGUGGAAAGGGAUUUAGAGAAAAGGUGAAACUGAACAUUCAUGAAAGGAUUCACACAGGAGAAAAGCCUUUCACAUGUACAGAGUGUGGAAAAAGGUUUAGAGAAAAGUAUAUUCUGAAAACUCAUGAAAGGAGUCACACAGGAGAAAAACCUUUCACAUGUACAGAGUGCGGAAAAAGUUUUACACGAAUAGUUAAUCUGAAAUAUCAUGAAAGGAUUCACACUGGAGAAAAACCUUUCACAUGUACAGAGUGCGGAAAAAGUUUUACACAAAUGAGUAAUCUGAAAAAUCAUGAAAGGAUUCACACAGGAGAAAAAGCUUUCAUGUUUAUAAAGUGGAAAAAGGUAUCCCAUGCCAGUCAAGUAUCACAAAACAGUGGGGAAACCUUUUAAAAAUUAUUCUCUCUAAAUAGAAGAGUCAAAAAAGGAUCAUUACAUUUACAGAAUAAAGGAGUCUUUAUAUGAAUAGAGUGUUAGAGAAUUAUAUAAACAAGAACAUCAGUCUCAAAUGUUUAACAUCUGGGAGAUAUAUUUAAUGUGCACAUCAUGCGGAUAAACCUUUUCUUAUAGCAAUAGAUGCUUAGCAUUGUACAUGUUAUAUACCAGAGGAAUUACUGAGGGGGAACUGAUUUUAUUUCAUGAGACACAAUAUCAGUAACCGGUACAUACGUGAUCACAAUCAGUUUAAUUUAAAUGGCUACUAUAACCUACAUGUAUACUGGGUAUGUAAUAUGUGUGUCAUGUUCUGUAACUUGAUAUUAUGUCUGUUAGAUGUUUUCAUGUUAGAAGACACAAGAACUGAUAAUAGCACAUACUGUAUAUAUAAAGGGAACAUUAUAUGUCUGAUAAAUCCCUUUGUAUCAAGAGCAGAAGUGUUAGGUAUAUUUAUACCAUUGUGUGCAUAUAUUGUGUAAUGCUGCUGUUUACUAUAUAAUUAUAUACAAUGUUUUUUUUUCAUGCAAAUAAAAAGUGAUUGUAAUCCA
Messenger RNA from Bombina bombina (fire-bellied toad), 5099 nucleotides. RefSeq names its product zinc finger protein 585A-like. The record is from RefSeq and is a predicted model, not a curated record. The coding region runs from base 1387 to 4509 and encodes 1040 amino acids. The transcript is spliced from 3 exons. NCBI's taxonomy places the organism in Eukaryota, Metazoa, Chordata, Amphibia, Anura, Bombinatoridae.